This is a messenger RNA of Condylura cristata (star-nosed mole), 3123 nucleotides long. RefSeq names its product CMT1A duplicated region transcript 1 (gene FBXW10B). The coding region runs from base 1 to 3117 and encodes 1038 amino acids. The transcript is spliced from 14 exons. NCBI's taxonomy places the organism in Eukaryota, Metazoa, Chordata, Mammalia, Eulipotyphla, Talpidae. Gene Ontology annotation, molecular function: protein binding. The record is from RefSeq and is a predicted model, not a curated record.
AUGGAAAAUCUGGAAUUGAGGCUCAGGAAUGCCCCUUGUUUUCGUUGUGAGAAGGGAAAUGAUUCAGUCCCUGUAUGCCAGAAAUGUGAAACAUGUAUCUUGGCUUGGAAGAUCUUCUCUACUAAGGAGUGGUUUCGACGGAUCAGUGAGGUCUCACAGAGGAGGUUUUUGGUUAGCAUCCUGAUGCAGUUAGAUAGCUUUUUUUUGUUACACUAUUUUCAGGAUAUCCUUCAGCCCACACAGGGCAAGGAUUUCAUCUAUAGCCGUUCUCGGAUCAUCCUCAGCAAGAAGGAGGGGAAAGCUGUGAAGUCUUCCUUGAACCAAAUGUUGGAUAAAACAGUGGAAGAGAAGAUGAAGGAGAUUUUGUAUUGGUUUGGAAAGAGCACCCCUCACACUAAAGCUCAUUACACACUUUUGCUGCUGCAGAUGUGCAACCCCAAACUACUGCUCACUGCUGCCAACGUCAUCAGAGUCCUGUGUCUGAGAGAGCAGAACAAUAUUUCAGGGGAUGAGCAAGUCCUCAAUGAUACGCUUUUCUUCCCAGAGCGCUAUCCCAACCCCAAAUCGGAAACCUCGUGUAACUACUUAGCCAAGCAAACAUCCUUCCCUUUGGCCUCUGCUUCAGCAAAAGAAAACUUGUUUAAAAAUAUUGGGGGAGAGCAACCUGAUACUGAUGAACUAUGGAAGAAUUCACUUCAGUGCAUCUCCAAGAUGAAUAGGCCAUCUGCAUAUAAUCGUAAGGCAGGGUAUGCGCACUCAAAGCUGUUGGUUGACCUGGAUGCUGUCAGAGUCCUUUCUUCUGGGGUCAGCAAAUACCGGGACUUCAUCCGCUACCUGCCCAUCCACCUCUCCAAGUAUAUUCUAAGUAUGCUGGAUAGAAGCAGCCUCAACAGGUGUGCCUUUGUGAGCCAGCACUGGGCUGCACUGGCACAGCAGGUCAAGAUGGAUUUGCCGAUGCAUACCUUCAUUCAGAAUCAGAUUACCUUCUUGCAGGGGUCCUACACAAAGGGAAUAGAUCCUAAUUAUGCCAACAAACUUUCCAUCCCAGUUCCUAAAGUGGUAGAUGAUGGGAAGCGCACACGUGCAAAAAAUCAGAAAUGGAAACUGAGGAUGAAGACUGACUACAACCUGUGGACGGCGUAUCAGGGCCAGGAAACCCAGCAGGUCCAGAUGGAGGAGAGAAAUGUCUUCUGUGGGACUUACAACGUUCGCAUUCUCUCUGACAAGUGGGCUCAAAACAGAGUCAUCCAUUAUUGUGGGGGAGAUCUGAUAGCUGUUUCAUGCAAUCGGAGGAUCAAGCUUCUGGACAUUACUCAAAUCAAGGAGUUACCCACUGAGUUCCGUGGCCAUGCAGGGACUGUCCAUGCCCUCUUCUUGUGUGAGGAGGAAAAGUUUCUCCUGAGUGGGAGCUAUGACCUAAGUAUCAGAUACUGGGAUCUGAAAACUGGGGCAUGUGUGCGAAUCUUCACUGGCCACCAGGGGACGAUCACUUGCAUGGAUUUAUAUAAGAAGAUCUUUGUAUCAGGAGCAAAAGAUUGCCAGAUAAAAGAGUGGGAUCUAAACACAGGGAAGUGCCUGAAAACAUUUAAACACAAAGAUCCCAUCUUGGCCAUCAAGAUCAGUGACACCUACAUUGUGAGCAGCUGUGAGCGAGGGGUCAUCAAAGUAUGGCACAUUGUCAACACACAGCUGGUCAAGUCUCUCACUGGACACGAGGGAGCGGUGAAGUGUCUACACUUUGACCAGUGGCACCUCCUCUCCGGAGGCACUGAUGGCCUGGUCAUAGGCUGGAGCAUGGUGGGAAAGUACGAGCGGUGCCUCAUGGCCUUCAAGCAUCCAAAGGAGGUGCUCCACGUGGCCCUUCUCUUUCUCCGGGUCAUCAGUGCCUGUGCAGAUGGCAAGAUCCGCAUUUACAAUUUCCUAAAUGGGAACUGUCUGAAGGUGAUGAAAGUCAACGGCAGAGGUGAUCCUGUGCUGUCCUUCUUUAUUGAGGGCAACAGGAUGGUGAUCAACACGGAGAGCAAUAUCCUCAUGUUCCAGUUUGAGAAUAUAAAGUGGCAGUACUCUGCGGACCGGACCAAGCAAAAGAAGAAGGAUAAAGAGGAGGACAGGGAAGAAAACAGCGUCAUAGACAUUCCUUCCAAAGCUAGUGUUCAGGCCCACAGUCUGAAGGACUCCAUGUCUAGUAAACAAAUGGUGACAUUGGACUCCUUGCUGAGCAAAUCUCACAAGUCUCACAUUCUCCUGAGGACACUCAAGGUGCCUUCUGCAUUAAUAGAGGAACCUCAAAGUCAAGUAAAGUCAAAAUCAUCCAGAAGAGACAAGAAGAUUCCUAAACAAAAACAACUGAACAUUCCAGUCAAGAAAAAGUCCUGGCAAGUCCCUAUGUCUCCUGAUCGAUUCCUCCUCACUGUUAAUGCCUUGCAGCUAGCCCACAAUUCAGGGAAGUUUGCCUAUCCCCACAGGCCCCAAACCCAAGUCAUUGAUGCCUGGGGACCUUCAAUUUCACAUCCAAGGAAGGUCCUGAGUGUGAAGGGAAAAUCAGUCCAACAUGAAGUUGACAGGUUAAGAAUCAGCAACCCUCCCAUAGAUGUGAAACAAACCAAUACACCCCUUGAAAUCCAGAAACUGCAGCCCAACUUGAAGAACUCUUUGCAGAGUCCCCAAGUCCAGUCCACCAUACCCCAGCCGGUGAUUAUCCGUUCCAGGUUCUCUGGUAAUUUAAAGUGUGAAGAUGGGGCAACAAGUUCAGUCAACAGGACAGUGCGCAGCUUCCACCCCUUAACCAGUAUGCAGGUCAUUAAAACAAACCGAAUGCUGGCUCCACCAGUGGGCACAACAGUCCAGUCUGUCAAGAAGGAAUGGCCUCGCAACUGUGUGACCCUUAACCCCUUCCGAAUGAACACCGAGUUCAUGUUGUUGACUGUGAAGGAGGAGGCUGAACACAGGGAAGCUAAGAUGAAGAAAUAUCAGGCUGCGAAGCCCACUGAAGUGAUCAGUCCAGAAAAAGCCAGUAGAGCUGCAUGGAUCAGGAAAAUCAAAGGCCUGUCUAUAGAUAAUUUUAUGAAGCAAGGGAAAAUCGCAGCUCCUGAACUUGGACAAAACAUAUUUAUCUGAACCAUC